This is a messenger RNA of Ogataea parapolymorpha DL-1, 1821 nucleotides long. RefSeq names its product RING-finger protein MAG2. Gene Ontology annotation, biological process: positive regulation of transcription by RNA polymerase II. Bases 1 to 1821 code for a protein of 606 amino acids. The record is from RefSeq and is a predicted model, not a curated record. The transcript has a single exon. Gene Ontology annotation, molecular function: transcription cis-regulatory region binding. NCBI's taxonomy places the organism in Eukaryota, Fungi, Ascomycota, Pichiomycetes, Pichiales, Pichiaceae.
AUGGAGAUGAAAGCCCCUUCCUCAGGUUCCCAGGAGCGUGUGUACGCUCCGCGGACCACCACUCCGGCCGUCGCCGCGCGUUCCAGCCAAUCGGCGGCAAGCUCCAAGGUCCGGCCGAGAGAGUCCAAAAAGCACGGUUCCAAGAGAUACAACAAAGCAAACAAGCCUGUGCUCGUGGACGACUUUCCUUUUGACAGAGCCUUGGGGAGAGGACGGAAAGGCAUCGACAUUAGUCAUCUGGUAGAAUUUCAGCUACCAGAACAUAACGUGGUGACCGAUACCGGUCGUCGGCCGGGCUCUAAGAAACAUCGUGCUCAGAGUGUCCGACUGAAUUUGACUGGCCGCCAAAACGUAAAUGUCAACUACAGGUUCAUUGUGGACUACCGUGGGGAUUAUAGGACGCAGAUUCUGGACCCAAACGUGCCUUUGGACGACGCCUCAAUCUUGCGCGUGCUGAUCAACAAAAAUGAUCACCAGUGUCCUAUCUGCCUUGGAGACGAGUUUAUUGCUCCGCGGAUGACGCGGUGCGGCCACGUUUUCUGCUACACGUGCUUGUUGCGGCUGUUUGCCGCUUUUUCAACUCAGGAGGACUAUCGAGGCCGCGUCAAGUGUCCGCUCUGUUCGGAGGACAUUAGAGAAAAACACGAGUUGCUCCCUGUACUAAUCACAAAAAUUGACGAGCGAUUCGAGCAGCCGUCUGUUGAUCAGCCUGUGGAGCUGGAGCUCAUGUACAGGCCUGCCUCGCGGGUCUUUGCGCAGCCGUUCCGUCUUUACUUGGAAAACUGCCAGUUUGACGGCGAUAUUCCCUGGAUACCCGAUUUCGCCACUGUUGACAACUUCCUGAACGACUCGCGCUACGUGAAAUAUUCGAGGAUAAUGCAAUGUGGACCAGGCUUCGCUAUUAAAUGUUUUGAACAGGAAUUGGAGACACUUAAAUUACAUAGGUCUCUGGAUUCUGAGCUAUACGGCGAUAGCACGCACCACUAUGAGCUGGCCGAGCUCAAGAUCCGGUCUCACAUGGACGCUAUGGCGGCUUCCUUUGCUGAGUCAUCUCAGGCCGCGAUACCAGAGUCUCCAGAGAGUCUGAGUCUGCAUUUGGAUGAGCUAACUCUCCGUCAGCACCAAUUCCAAGAAACAGAGAAGGGCUUCUUUUUCUACCAAACCGCAUUCAACUCGAGCGUCAAGUACUUCCUCACAAAUCUGGACGUUCAAAUCCUCAAGUCGUUGUAUGGCGACUACUCCGCGUUCCCGCUCACUCUGCAUCCCAUUCUCGAAAAUAUUAAUUACGAAUACUCGCCUCUCACUGAGGAGACCAUUGGACGGCUGAAAUAUCUUGGACAUUUGCCUGUUGGCACAGAAAUAGGGUUUUUGGAGCUUGACUGGACGGAUCAGUUGCCGCAGUUCCCUAAAGAAAUCUCCGCUCGCUUCAGUAAAAAACUCAGCGAGCGCAGUCGGGCGUCGCGCAAUAAGAAGCGAAGAGAAGACCGCAGCAAGGCUGCCUUUGAAAAAGAGCUGGAACUGAAAACCCUGCAGUUCUACUCAAAAGAGAAUAACUUGAGCCUGACCGACUAUGGUUACGGCGAGCAGGCAUCGUCGCACACGUUUGUGGAGUCCAAUGCUCCACCCUUAGGUGAGGACGUACUGCUUCCAGAUGACGAGUCGAAAUACAAGACCACGGUCUGGGGAACGAGAAUUCUGAAGUCUGAAGACCCCGAGUCGGAUGAAUACGACGCAGAAGCAGAGUUGAUUAUUCAACAGGCCAAACAGUCGGCAAAUGCUACCGGAAAGAAGAAAAAGAAAAUUGUGUUAAGUUUCACAUAA